This is a messenger RNA of Xenia sp. Carnegie-2017, 1127 nucleotides long. RefSeq lists its product as uncharacterized. The transcript has 3 exons. The coding region runs from base 82 to 780 and encodes 232 amino acids. The record is from RefSeq and is a predicted model, not a curated record. NCBI's taxonomy places the organism in Eukaryota, Metazoa, Cnidaria, Anthozoa, Malacalcyonacea, Xeniidae.
UCGAAUCGAACAAGCUGGUUGUCACAAUUUAGAGAAGCUAUUGACGUGACUCUGGUAUGGCUUGAACACAAAGGUCAAAAUAUGAAAGUGGAUGCAAAAAAACGAGAGCAAAUAUUGAGAAGACUGUUUAAUUUAACAAAAAUCGGGAUUAACGCUCGAAUCUUCGUGAUAAUGGAAAUAGUUAGCGCAUUUCUGACAAGCGAUCAAGAUCCGUUUCCAGGAAAGCGUCAAUACAUAGUGCAGUGUUUGGAAGAUGUCAAAGACAACCAGAAAUCCAUUGAGAGUUUAGUCGCAGAUGCGAGCAGGUUGCUUAAAGAAAUGUUGGGUGGUGAAAGCGUCGAUUUCCUAAAGGGCAUGCAGUUUGACAACAUCGUUAGGGAAGCAAAAACGAAGAUUGAUUUGUGUAGCCGGCGAUUGAACGGAGCAGAAAAAGCUAUUAAUGAGCUUGCUGGUAAAAUGAAAACCAUUAAAUGGAGUUUGCGUGGUAUGCGUGGUGCAGGUUUGGCGUUCACUACUUAUUUUCUGUUCAAGCGAUAUCAGGAAUCCAGUCAUUCGUUAUUGGACCUGUUGCAGUUUGGUGGGUUAACCCUGGUCGCAUUUAUCCGGUGUUUUAGGCAAUUUCUGGACACAGAGAGCGUUUUCUACGAGUUUAUUGCAAAACUCGAAUCGCAACACUGCUUGUUGAAGGAGAAACUGGAAAAUUUGCGCAUAAGCUUGACGAGCGCUAAAGAUUUUAGAGAUGGACCAUUGAAAAGUGUAGUAUUUAGCAGUAAAAUAUAACAACCUAUUUAAUUUAAAAACUUUAAGCAAACUAUUCAACUAUGUAUAGAGUUUGCCAACUACUCAUUAAAUAUAAAACCAAUUAAGGUCAGAAUGGCUAUAACUAAGAAGACUGAUGGACAAAUGAAUGACAAGCUGAUGAACAGCGUAGGCAAUAAUAGAAAAAGUUGCAUACAAUUUGUUUCAUUUAUUAUACAGAGAUCGGGAACAAUGGAGAAAGUCAAAUCAUUUCUGACUGGCGACAAAAAUCUGAGCUUUUUCUAAACAUUUUUCAAUGAAAGCACUUAUAAGUUAUUACAUAAUUGCUCAAACUUUCUAAAAUGUUCCUUAAUACACGUUAAUAUUUA